This is a messenger RNA of Xyrichtys novacula (pearly razorfish), 36430 nucleotides long. Lineage: Eukaryota; Metazoa; Chordata; Actinopteri; Labriformes; Labridae. The record is from the annotation of a GenBank genome assembly.
GUGACCGGAAGCGUGCGCGGUCCCUCUGCAGCUUUGACAGCAGGUCCCUUUUUACCUCUUUGCUUUUCCUUAUUCCACCCUGCCUCGCUCUUUCUUUCUCUAUUUAAAGCGUCUUAGCCUCCCGUAUGAGUGUAUUUAUUUAUUUAUGCAUCUUAUUUGAAAGUGUUUAGGUUUUAUUUUUAACCUUUUUUAGUCCUUCCUCAAAUGAGAAGACGUAAAAGAUGGAGCUUCAUAUUUUAGAGCACAGCCUGAAAGUGGCGAGUAUAGAGAAAGAGGGGAUCCAGAUUUGCACUCACGGAUUAAUCAAACUGGCUUUCUUGGCCUCAAAAACAAGGUAGGUAACUUCUGAGAGGACACACACACACACACACACACACACUUGAGUGUCGUGAAUGUGUGUUUUUCAGAUCUGGACGUGUGUGUUUACUGUGAACAUUACAGCAAACUAAUGUCUGCAUGGAGUUGUGUUAACAGACAGUGGUGUUAAUGCAGCUUACAGUUGAUUUGUGUAGUUGUACUUUGUGCUUUUGUGUUAUUCUGAGUGAGUGUGUGUGUGUGUGUGUGUGUGUUUGCUCUCAGUUUCCAGGCCUAUCCUUGUUCUGUAGUGUCAUUUUGGAGCUUUGUGCCAUCUGUAGCUGGGUCGUCGCCAGUGGGGGUGUGUGUCCCUCUACUGUAUGUGUGUCCGUGUGUGUGUGUGUGAGUCUGUUUUUGUCCUUUUCACACGGAUGUUUUCAACCAAACUUCAGCAAACAGGGCAGGACAUUAUUAGCAGAUGUCACAUAGUUAGGUAUUAAUCCUUUAGAUUACAGCAGCAGCAGCAGCAGCAGGCCCGCACACUUUAGUUUUAUUACCUCCACCGUCUUUUAAUAUUAUCCUAAACAAAUAAACCCAACAGACUCUCUGCCUGUUUGCCCUGUGAGCUGGUAAUCAAAACUCCCUCUGAGCUGAAGGUAAUGAUGAAACACAGGCUCUCAGGUGGAUUUGUCUCCUGUAACAGUUUAAAGGUUUUCAUUAAAGGCUGAAAAACAAGGUUAAAUUCAGGUUUCAGAUGCAUAAAACAGAGCAGAUAAUCCUCAUUCUAGUGUAACUUGAACUGUAAAGACUGUUUUCCUCCAACUAAAAAAGGCCGCUGGGGUUUAGGUUCGCUUGCAUCUGUGACUCGUCUAAUUAUCAGUCCAGUUUGAGUGUUAAAAAAGUGAUUUAUUGUUCAAAAUAGCAAAGAAAACACGUUUAAAACUUUGCCUUCAAAUAAAGGGGGUUUGCUGAAAUGAGGUUGAAACAGGACGAGUGAAACAGUGAAAAACUGUCUAGAGAAAAUUAUCAGUGCUACCAAACCAGUUGUCUGACUACACCUGUGACAUUUUAAAUAACCCGCCAAACAUCCCAAAACCACACCCCUCAGUGACGAUCCCCAGAAGUGACGUAUAGAUUAGAAAUCAUACCUCCAAUAUAUAUUUUGGCAUGUGCCUGAGGAACAGCGCAGCCGUUAAACUGAACACCCUGAUACAACCCUAAUCCCUAAAACCUAUAUUCAUAUGAAAGUAGUGCAAAAACAAGAUUUUCUUGUUUGGUACUUGGUCUCUCUUACCCCCAAUUUCCACCGCACCUUGGAUGUCUACGACAAGGCCAUAUCCUCCAAUCAUAAUCAUUCAAGUUAACGUGUCAUUUUCCACCGACUUCUUUCCGUUCCUCUGCGGAUCGCCGGACUCCUCAGCUGAUCACAAGAGUUCUAUUUUUUCUGGACGCCGGAGCAUGGCGGAUAAAUUCAGCACAGAUUAACCCGUGCUGGAAAGGAAGUCGGGCACAGACACAAAAUAAAACAUCCGGCUUCUUUUCAAAAUAAAACACUCCGUGUUUCAGGAGGAUCGUAUUUCACACCAUGCAAACGGGCGGAGACGAACAAGUGAAAGGUUUUUAGACGUCAUUUCACCCCGAUGGCGUACAGCGAAAAUUGCAACCAUUCCAGAUUGGAGCCGUUCUGGAUGUGGUGGAAAUCCCGGGUUACUAUAGGGCCAUUAAAGUAAUGCAAUAGACUCUUAAACAUCCCCACACCAUCAUAGAUGCCGGCUCUUUAACUGUGUGUCAGGUGGUCUAGGGACAUGGGACAUCCAUGAUUUCCAAAAAGACUCUCAUACUUUGAUUUGUCAGACCAAAGGCUGAUUUUCCAGUCUGAGUUAAUCCAUUUUAGGUGAACUUGGGUCUGGAGAAGUCACGGGCAUUUCUAGAUAAGCUGUAUUGGAUCUUCUAUCUUUAGAGUCGAGGACAGAGUAUCUUCAGGAUAUCUUUGAUUUGUCAGAUUUCAAUUUGUGAGACCAGAGGCAGGUUUUCCACUUUCCCUGAGUCCAUCUGAAGAAAGGCUGAGAUGAUGAAAAGUCAGUGAUUUAUUGAGUUGAGCCUGGUGGGGCGGAUGGGUGUCCAUGAUUUCCGAGAAGAAUGUGAACUUGGAUUUCUGCAGUUGCCUCAGUGAGGGUAGGGCCAAGGGAAGUCAUGGGCAUGUAUAUCAUCAGUUGUUUUGAGCCCAUGCAGUGAUUUCCACUACAGAAUCAUGUCUGUUUUUCCACCAUCAGCUGGUCAAUCAUGUUUUCAACUGGACCUGGUUUUAGAUCCUCGGUAAAUACCUUCACAUAGUAAAGUCCUUUAAUCGUUGUUAAAUGACGCUGUAGUUCCUGCUCACGGCUCCGUUUGUUGUCGUGAUCGCUGGAAUAAAUAACACACAUUCUGUUAUUUUUCCAGCCGAUGCCAAACACCUUUCCGAGUGUGAACUGAUUUGUUUUAGUGGUGGAAAAUAGCCAACCACAGCUGCCAAGGCUGUUGCACAAGUCUUGUAAGAGAAGCCGCCGCAGAGCUGCAUGUCCACAUAUCAUCCUGUAACACCAGUAAACACGCUCACAACCAGACUGUUUGGAUCAGGAUCUCUCUCUCGUAUUUUUGCUGGUUUUAAACAGAUUAGGAGUCAUAAUUCGACCGAGGGCACCUGUUAAAGCUCUGAUAUUCUCUUUGAGUACAAACAAGUGCUUCAUGUUUGCAGACGUCUUUAAUUUUUCUGAACUCUUCUUGACUGUCCUCUCAGGAUAAAGCUCCUGAUUGUACAGGUGGAGGAGGUCAUUUUGGUUCAGGUGAAGCCGACUGUGUAUCUCUUCUGUUAAAUCUGAGGAUAUAUUGUUCUCCCUGACUCCUCUAUCCAAACCCUGUACAGAUUUAUUCGGUCAUUAAACUGAAACUCUAUUGUCAGUGUCUGAAACCGAAGAGCAGAGGUUAUUGUGUCGAUGUCACUGAGGAAGUAAAAAUAUGACCAUAGUGUUACAGAAAGGUAGCAGAUCUCUGACGUGUAACUGGGUACACAGUUACAUGUCGGAGAUCUCUUUAUCGCAGUUGCGCUAUAUAACCACUAGAAGGCGCUGUCUGUAUUCAAACACUUCCUAAUCCCAAUAAAUCAGUAGUUAUCAGACAAAAACUUGUUCUUGUAGACGCACUUCAAAUAAGUACUAAAUUAUAGCCAACAUCACAGAUAAAUCACAGAACUGCAUUUGACAUUUUAAGGCCGAUUUAUGACAGAAAGUAAAAUUACUUAGAAAUAAAAUCAUUGAACAUUUUCACAGACAAGAAAACUUACUUUGAUAUCCAUGAGAAAUUUCAUAGCCUGGCUCCAGAUAUUUCAUCAGCUGAAAUAAAUCCGACACAGGCUGCUCGUCGACGGCCACCGUGUCAGCUGUUAAGUUGCUGAUAUGUUCACUCCGUACCUUGUCACAUUUCAUCGGCCUGUUGGAUGUUUAAUCCCUCAUGCUAGCCUGUGAACUGCGAGCGGUAGCACCGACGCCAGCAGCAGUCUCUCCCUCCAUCUUGUUCGGGCGUUUCCAUCGCAGGUGCUGUUGUUGUAAGCUGACUUUGCCUGACAUAACCAGGGCCCGACUGAUAUGGAUUUUUUGGGUCCGAUGCCGAUACUGAUUAUUAGGGGGAAAAAAAAUCUGAUUACCUUGAGCAGAAAACUCAUUUCAAAUCCUUUUUAUCGCUAAAACAACCGAAAAAGAAUGAGGUAUUUUGUGUAAAGUGCAAACAGUUAACUUCCAACUUUUUUGCUCAACAUCCUCUAAAAUAAAUAGCCUGUAUGAAUAAAUAAAAAUAAAGCUGACUCACGUACAUGAUAGAAAAUAUACUGUAGGCGACUGCUCUUCAUGCCGACAGGAAGACCGACUCAUCAUCUCAGUAAUAUUCCACGUAUUUAUCAUGAAUCAAACUCGGAUCAGGGAAGCCUUUUCAGCUAGAGCUAGCGCAGACAUGUGGUGCUAGCUCUGCUAAAAUCAGUCCAACCUGAUUCACCUGCAGCUUUUUAACUCUUCUGUCUUGGAUUUGUGAGUAAUCCUGUUUUUUUAGUUCCUGUAGUUUUAUCUCUACAUGCUGAACCGGGUCUUUGUUGGAGUCUCCUCUCUGUGGUUUUCGGGUCAUUUCGGCGCCACUUCUUCGCUCUUCCUUCACUUCAGCCUCGAUAUAACUGAGCAGAGACGGUCUGUGAUGUAAGGGAGUUUUUUCAGGGUCAGCUGGACAAAGGCUUCAGUGUUUGGGGUGACUUCCUAAAUGGUGCACCUUUUUCAUCAGAGGUUGGAUGUUUUUCUCGCCGUGGCAGCCGUCCAUUAGCGAUUAUAUAAGUUCAUAUCAUUUCUCUGAAGAACGCCGGUGUCCUCUGGAUGACUCCGGUUUUGCAACUGGUUUAUUUUCCUUGUGUCUUUCUCUCCUCCUCGUGUUUCCUUCCAGCUGAGUUUUCUCGCUCCACUCGCAUCUCUCUGUCUCCUGCAGCUGAAGCAGAAACCUGCAAACACCUUCAGACCUGAGUGGACUUUGUUCCUCCUCUUUUCAGAUCCUGAUUUACUUUAUCAAACUUUUUUUUACAUCUUUACCUGUAAAAUAUCUGCUCUUGUAUUUGUUUUUCUUUGGUAUUCAGAACAAGUUACUUGGUACUGAGAUGAUAAAGGAGAUGGUAAUGUGCACUCCUGAGAUUUGCUCUCAGAGUUAGUGAAUAGGAGGGGGACGGUUCAGUAAAAGCCUCAGUGUGAUGUCCUCUGGCUCUUCCACUAAAACAGAAAAACUCUUACUGUUAGUCUUCACACAAUGCAAAAAAAUUCAAGACAGUCUGGCUGCAGACCUCCACAGAGAGGACCUGAUGUUGUUUGAAACCUUUCAAAAUAAAAGCAAAUAUACGGGGAGUACGUUUUCCUUUUCUCUCGUCUGAAGUGGAUUUGAAUCCUUUCAAAGUAAAAGCGAUUACACCGGGAAGUACCUGUUUUUUUGUCUUGUGUGAAUACAUUUUAUUUCUUGUGCCUUUUUUUUAAUGUAAAAUUGUUUAAUAAUGUUAAUAUGAUUUUUUGUGUAUUCAUUAGUUCAACAAAGAGAAAAUACAAAACGGGACGACUACUUCAAACAAAGUGGAGCGUCUGUGGAGGUCUGCAGCCGGACCCCUCUCAAAAACUUCAGGAAGGUCUCAGGAGUUCAUAUACAAGUGAAAACAUGCAAAACAGUAUUUAAGCUGGAAUCAAUUCACACCAACUUAGAAUCAAAUUACAAAAGUUCAGGUUGUUUGAGAUUCUCAGUGCUUUAAUAAAACCCACCUGAACACAGAUUUUAUUAUUUUGUUGCCUCAUUUUGACAUUUUCCUGCCUGAAAACUUUGGUAAAGUCGUUCUUGCUUCUAAAAAAGCUCCUAAAAUCUCUUUUCAUCGUCCGCUGAGCAGAAAAAAAAGCAGCAAACAGACAAAGUUAUCACCUAGCUGGUGAACAAAGUGAAGCAUUUAGCAGCUUGUGACUCAGAAGUUUUCUCAGGAGUCGGCGUAGAAAAAAAAAGUGUUUGAAAAGACUCCAAAUAAUUUGGUGUGGAGACAAACAGCUUCCCCAUAUCGCUGUAACUUUAAAAUAUUUUAAUAUGAGAUUAUUUUGGGGUUUAUUUGGUUGAAAGUUUAGGAUAAUAUUGAUCCCGAUUGUAGUCAUGAAUUGAAUUAAUGAACUUCAGGUCAACUCUGGUCAGUAACCAUGGUGAUGAAUUAAUUAAUUAGGAUGUUUUCUUCUUUCCUUAACGAACGUGUUUGUGGUUUGUGCCUCAGACGGACGUUUGUGUCUGUUUUUCAGUUUUGACUCUGUCUUGUGAAGUUCCUGACAUGAACACAGAAUGUGAGUAAUGCCGUUAAACGUUCAGGAGGAUAAUAACAGAUUUAAUCUGUGCAGACCGUUAAUCUGGAUGGAGCUCGGUGUCAUUUCACAGAGUUGGACAUUAGACGGUGUUGGUAAUGACAUGAUUAUGAUUAGAGGAGUUUUAUUCACCAGGCUGUGAGACAGAAACUCGUGGUCCUGCUCCGUAAAUCAAAGAGGUGCUUCCAUCUCCACAGACGAAGGCCUGCUGGAGUCCUCUUCUUCUCCGCUCUUAUCCCUCUGUUGUUUUUCACACCUCUCAGCCAAAUCUGACGUGUGAGCCUUCAGCGGCCGCUCGGUAAUGAUGUGAUUAUCACAGUUGUGUUGUGCAUGCUGUUUAUCCCGCUCUCUGCUGACUGCCUUCCUUUGUGCCGCAGAAAGUCUGCCGGGCGUAAUUUCAAGCUUAUUUAUUUCCUUCUAUCCAAUAACCUUCAUUUACGGCGUCCUGACAGUGGGAUCUCAGACGGGGAGGUAAUUAAACGUUCAGAGAAAGAAGAAAAGAAACCUUUUAAUAUGGCGGCACAAAGGAAACCAAGACUUUUACUGUGUUUUAGUCGUUGGCAGUUUGAGAUCAUCUGCUGCUGUUGUGUAAUCAUCGAAUACAGACAGAGACGCUCUCGGUUCACGUGGUAAAAUUGAAUAAAUGUUUAAUUAUUAUUCAGACUGUUGUGGUGUCGUCAAAAUCUCGUGUCGUUGCAUCCCUCAGUUAUAUCCUUUCCUUCAUUUAAAGCUGAGCUAUUAUCUCUGUGUUAAUCAUCAGUGCAUUAAUAACAGGGUCAACGGUUUUAUGCGAUGGUCAGGUUACGACAGAAGCUCUCUCUGCUAGAUCAAACAGUAAGCUACGUCAAAAACUGAAUAUUUCGAAUUAGAGCUGCACGAUUAAUCAAUAAAAAUUAAAAUCCUCAAAUCCAUUUUCCUCUCUGUCAUGUCUCGCACCCCCAGGCCACCGUAGGCUCCUCCCCCUCUCUGCAGUUCCCACACACACCAGUGUAAACAAACAUGGCGUUUGCUAAAGAAGGCGAUAAUUUUGUGGUUAAAUAGGACAAGAGUGAGUCAGUUGUGUUGAAUUGGUACGACUUCACAGUUUCAGAUGAAGAGUAAACCACUCCCCGCUGUGAAGUCUGUCUGAAGGCGGUAUCAACCCGUCACCAUGGAAACGAAUUCAGGAGGAAACGCUAAAGGAUAAAACGACUACAAAACAACCUUUACACACAUGCUCUGUAUUCUUCUUCUGUCUUUGGUGCAUUUCCUCUGCAGAGAUACAGCGCCACUUACUGGCUUGGCGUAUGCACUACAUUGUUUCGAGAGAUGAUAGAUAAACUUCAAAGUUAUCACUGAAUAAAAAAUCGAAAAUCGGGUUUUCAGAGAAAAAAAUCUGGAUUUUAUUUUCGGCCAAAAUCGUGCAGCCCUUAUUUUUUAAUCUGAACAGUUUAUUAAAGUUCAUAGGAGAACUUUUCCACAUAUUUCUGACAUUCAGUGACUCAAGACUGCUGCAGGAGCUCACAUUUGUCAACAGAGCUGUCAAUCAUUCAUCCUCCCACCUGUUAAUAUAAGAGGCGGGCUUUAAGAUCAGGCUCACUCUUUGUUUUUCUGUCCAUGACUUUCUAAGAGUCUAAUUGGUUGAUGUAACUAUUUUUUUUAUAUCAUUGAAAUAUAUUUUCAUUAUUAUAGUUUUACAAAGUAAUGAGGCUCAAACCCGGUCUCUUUGAAUCGUCCUACUGCAGAUAGAAACGACAGACAUGGUAGAAAUGAGACGUGUCAGAGGUUAAAGUUCAUCAUGAGGUUUUAUUGAAUAUGAGAACGUGACUCCAGGUUUUGGUGUCCUCAUUUUGCAGCGAGGUUACAGAUAUCCUACAGAAAAUAGGAGUAAACACUGCGUUCAUUUAAUGUCUGUGUUUUACACACGCGACAGACCAACCAAAAAAAAAACACCACAUCAGUGUAGACCAGCUCUCCAGCUCGCUCUCUUCCUCCUGCGUCCUCUCAGGUGUGCGGUGGAAAAGGUGAAGACUACUGUACAACCUCAGCUGAAAUAAGAAAACUGAAGACGUCUGAUCAAUCAUUUAAGCGUGUCUUCACUCUCGCUGUAAACACAGACACGCCGCCGUGGCUGCUGGGAGAAAAUCAUGUGACUGAAUUGUAGGAAAAACAAAAAGUCAGUGUAAAGUGAGUCAGGAGACCUCCACACUGACUGUGUUCCUGAUGACUGUGGAGAGAUUUCAGAGACAUUUCCACGCCUUCAGCCACGCCGCCGCCGCUGCACGGCCAGCUAAUUGAUUUUACAACCAUUGUCGUCAGAGUUCUCGUGGUUAUUUAUGUCAGACAGCUGGAGGUGUAAACUGCUGCUCGUUGGCCUCCUGUUUAAAACCAUCUCCACUCAUUAGUGGUCCUCCCACAGCUGAGUUUUGGUGUGGGGAGGUGAAUCCUUUAUUGACGUCUCAGUAAUGAGUCUGAUGUUGGAUAUAAAGUGACUCAGCAGACGUUUAACGGCUCCUGAACGUCUCUCUGCUGCGUCUCUUCAUAUGAAACCGUCUCCUCGGUUCUCCAGACACUGUUUGAUGUGUUGGUUAUGAAUGCAUGAGGGAGCAGCGGCUCGACGAGGGCCUGCAGGAGCACCGGUCUUUGGACUUUGACUCCAUCCGUUCAGAUUUAGUUUUUUCACUCUUCUCCUUUUUUUUCUCCUCCUGCAGAUGCAAGUUUUUCAGCCUGACAGAGACUCCCGAAGACUACACUAUCAUCGUGGACGAGGAGGGCUUUAAAGGUGAGUCUCUCUUCUUUUCAUCGAUUUCCAAAGUCGCUGUGGCAACCACUGAUCAGUGCAGCAGGAAGAGAUCGCCGUGUGCAGCCGGCGGCGUCCUGCAGCAGCAGCAGCGGCGCCGCUGAUGUUUGAGCACACUUUGUCAUUACGGACGGGAGGCCAAAGCUUCCAGCCGCCGCCGUGUUUCGUGGUUGGCUGAUUGAGUGAAUCCAUGUCAUUACACACACACCCUCUCCCAGGGUGACCCUCCUUGGUUUCCCUGGAGACCACAGGCUAUGUGUUGCAUAACAGGCGCAGGUAUUUUCUGCCGCUGACUGGCUCUGAGGCUGUUGAACAAAAACUGUCCGAUGGGAGUAAACACGGUCGGCUUUAUUUGGAAACAUUAACUUGGAGUGAAAAUAUUCGCCUGGCGCCGUUUAAGGGGUGAUGAUGCAACCGAGAGUUAAAGUCACUGAUUCAGACGAGGACAGAGUCGACCUGAGAAAACCAGCCAAGAUUCUUCAACACGACGUCCUCUGUACAGAUUCCUGAACUUACUUGUUGUCUUUUAUUCUUUAAAGGUGUUGUAGUCAAGAUCUGAGGAAGAUCCAGUUUAAAGGAGAAAUCUUGACGGUAAACUCCACCCCUCCAAACCAGUUUUCAGGGGGGCGAUCGUGGCGUCAAAAAGACAUCACAGCAGUCAAGAUGUCGUGUUUCCUCCUAAUUAUCAGUGAACGAACCUGCUGCCUAUGACCUGUAAAUUUAGACGCUACACACCGACCGUCUCUGCGACCGUUUACAGAUGAUGAGGAGUCAGCAGGAUUUAUCCUGUUCCUGCUCAGCCGGGAUUUCCACCGCAACGUCUCCGAUUCAGAACGGCUCCGAUUCUUGCCAUCCGCCAAUUCCUACCGGAUGAGUUUGUGAGGUGAAUUUCAUGGCAGAUUACAGACAGCAGUAAUCGCGAGAACUCACAAGAACCCGCAGAUUCACGUUCAAAAGUGCGAUAACGAGUUGUCUCUAUAAAGACAGACACAUAGACAUAUAAGCAGUAGAUUGUGUCCUUCCAGAGGAGGAAAUCUACUUCUAGACUUCUAGAAUCAGCAUCUCCUCAUCCAUGGUGUCAUCGGGGUGAAAUGACGUCUAAAAACCUUUCACUUGUUCGUCUCCGCCCGUUUGCAUGGUGUGAAAUACGAUCCUCCUGAAACACGGAGUGUUUUAUUUUGAAAAGAAGCCGGAUGUUUUAUUUUGUGUCUGUGCCCGACUUCCUUUUCAGCACGGGUUAAUAGAACUCUUACGAUCAGCUGAGGAGUCCAACGAUCUGCAGAGGAACGGAAAGAAGUCGGUGUAAAUCGACACGUUAACUUGAAAGGUUCCGAUCAGCUACGAUCGUGAAAAUUGCCUGUUAGGCUUUUUAGUUCUUGUCCGGUCUACCUCCGUUUUAAGCGCCCGUUAUUCCUCCAGAGUCUCCGGUAUUUACUUUGUUUUCUUGCUUGUGUCGGCAGUCGUGGCCAAAGGAGGAUUCAGACAAUUUUCCGAACUUUCUGGUUGGUUUCUACUGUCCGAUAUUGUAGCACGCUAACUUUGUUUGGGCUCCUGAACGACACGGGGGAGCAGCGUCUGCCUCACAACCAAUCAGGUUAGAGGAGGUGGAGAACGGCUUUGUUUACAGUCAGAAAGACUGCGACAGAGAUAUUGUUAUAUUACCAAAUAUCAUCAAUAGCUAAUAACUAUUGACUGAUAUUCGAAGAUUUUUGUAUAAAAACAACAAAAUAAAAAGAUGCUUCUUUAACAGACUCCUGUCUACUCCACCUUUAACUCUCUGUCAUUGUUUCAGUCGUUGACUCGUCCCUGAAAAUAGAUCUUUUUAAAAACAAGAACUAAAACGAGGAACAGACCCUCAUGAACGUUGCUCACUCAUCCCGACUCAGUUUCUCGUCUAUUUAUUCCAAACUGGAGUUGCAGAUGUUGUCCUGAUGUGCAGCUAUGUUAGGUUCCUGUUUGCUGCAGGUAAAGGUGUUGAUAUUUGACCCGGCCUGUCUUUGUGUCCGUUCACAGAGCUGCCCCAGUCAGAGCACAUCAGUGUUGCCGACGCCACGUGGUUGGCUCUCAACGUGGUGUCAGGAGGCGGCAACACCUCCAACUCGCAGCCCAUCGGAGUCACCAAAAUCGCCAAAUCAGUCAUCGCACCGCUGGCCGACCACAACAUCUCUGUGUUUAUGUUGUCCACGUAUCAGACCGACUUCAUCCUGGUGAGUCUGAAGAAUAAAACAUCUUUAUGCUUUUAUCAAACUGACUUCUUUAAGGCGUCGUCCGGUCUACAAAAACACGCCACAGUCCGUCUCCUGCUGAUUGGUUCAGCGAGAAGCGGACCCCGAGCAACUCCCCUUACAGUGCAAGGCGAUAAUCCUGUCCAGAAAGAGGAAUCCCUCUCGACCCGACCUGUACUUUGGGACCACCAAGAUCACCCUUAGUGAGCAGAUGGAGGUGUUGGGUCUUUCUAUAGACAGCAAGCUCACAUGGACCAGCCAUCUGUCCAACAUCUGCAGACGUGCUGGACAACGUCUUGGUGCACUGCGUAAGCUGGCCAACAAGCUUGAUGCCAAGGGCAGGGCCAACAUUUAUAAGACCCAGAUCAGGAGCAUCAUGGAGUACUCCUGCCUGGCCUGGAUGAACGCCUCUCCGACCACUCUUAGGCAGCUAGACCUCAUCCAGAAGAAGGCUCUAAAAAUCAUCGGGGUGGAUGAGGACCUUGCCCUUCAGCAGUACGCCAUCAGCAAGCUGGGUCACCGGCGAACAGUCGCAGCAACAACCGUUCUCUAUAAAAUGCACACCCCCAGCUGUCCAGUGGACCUCAAAGCUCUGCUACCCCAAGCCCACACCGUGGGAAGAAUCACCCGGAGAGUACUGCCAAGUCACGCCCUGAAAGUCCCCAAGUCUAAAACCAAUUGCCUUGACAGGAGCUUUCUCCACUCUGCCAUAACAACUUGGAAUAGCCUUCCCCCUGCAGUUGUUGGAGAUAUUACAUCUAGCUUCUUAUUACAUCAAGCUUCAUGGACUUUUUAUCCAUAAACAUUAUGUUUUUAUUUACCCCAGUCUGAGUAGCUGCAGAUCAUUGAUAGGCUCUUUGAUUUUCUCUCAAAGCCUGUAUCUGCUCAAGCCAAAUUAAAAAAAAAAAAAAAAAAAAGUCGACCAAAACAUGGCAGAACGCCGACUAUCGAAAAGGAUAUUGAUCAUGUUUUAUAUUGAUAUUUAGAGAAAUUAAUUUUUGAUAUAUAUGGUUAUCGUGUUAUCGCUCAGCCCUAGACUUAUAUAAGAUUUAUCAUAAUACAGACGUUCAGAAGCAAAAUCGACCUGCAGAUCAGAAAACAGAGACUGUUGGGUUAGCCGAUCAGAUAACUGAUCAGGUUCUCAUUAUCCUUCCACACAGUUGUGUUAUUGGUCCAUUAUUAACCCCAGUUCUUCACAUCCUCAUAACCUCGUCUCUGUCUAAGCAGUAACCCCGGACCUGCACCUUUUCCAGGCCUCUGAUUCAGAGACAGAGAUCCUCUCUCAUACCCACACAGAUCCUCUGUGGCCACAGGGAGUGUUUUUUUAUUGCCCUGCUUUCGUGGAAAACCCGAGUCUGCUGAGCGGCUUUGGCAUGUCGAUGAAAAUAAAAAAACAACACAGUGUGGAUGUUCAUAAUCGGUUACAUAAAGGGGAUCAGCAGCAGCUCAGCCUCUUGCUGCUGCUGGAAUUCCAGGUAUCGUACUCAGACCUGUUUCCUGUCUGCACACCAGCCGCCCCCCCGACUCUAAUCCCAGUUAUUGACAUGUCGGAUAAAAAGAGCGAAUACCUGCCGCUGCUCUCGCUGUCUUCCAUCGCACAUCUCCACGCUGUGUCAGACCGCGUUACCGAGUUUCAGAGGAAAACACUCCAGCUCCAGACGGGUUGUUUAUUUUCCUCUGUUUGGAUUUUUGCUGUUGUAUGAAGCGUUAAAGUCGCACCGACAGACUCACACUACUGUACGCUCAGAUGUAGGGCGGCUUGAUAAGGGCAAAAAUCAAAAUCGCCAUUAUUUAAAAUGCUAUCUGAUGAUUUGGAGAUCUACAUCGAGUGUUUUCUUCGGCUUUUAAACGUCCAAAUCCAGUUUCAAUAUCAGCGUUGUGGAACAAAAAGGACUGCCAAAUCUGAGGAUCAAUAAAAACACAGAAAUAAACUCGCCCUUGGGAAGUGGAGCGGUUUUCUUUGGGGUUGUUUUUGGCCGGCGCUCCGAUCCAAGAAGACUAAUAAGUGGAUUUCCAGGAAUUUUACUGCCCACAUUUAUUGUCCCCUGAAGACGAAUCCUCAUGUCUUUGUGAAACUUUCUGACCUUCAGUUUUUUUUCCCUCUUUUAAAGAAACAUGUUUGUUUAUUCCUGUUAUGAAAAGGAGGAAACUGAAGACUCUUUGAUUGAACAUUUCUGUGAUUCGAUGAUUAAACUGCAGAAUAAAAACCUCUUCAUGUUGUUCUGAAAACGUCUCUCUAACUUUCACCAAAAACGGCUCAUUUUUCAUUUUUGAUGGAUUUGAUUCUGAACGUACAGCUGGGUCUGAUUUACAGGAAUCUGCUCUCUGACUGUUUUUAUUGUCUCAUAAUCAUCUUUAUUGGCGUUUUUAUUGUCUGAGUGGUUUUUAUGUUAUUGUACAAAUAUGUGUCUGUGUUUCAUUUAGAGGCAGAGACGUACAGACCGAUUAUUCUCCUUAUCAGAGACUGUAAAUGUAGAGAAGGACCCCACGUGUUUCGCGUCAGACUCACUGACUGAUUUUGUGGAAAUCAUGGAAAUCUGUUUUGAGUUUUAAGAAGUCGGUAAUUAAAAUAACUGAGCGGACAUGAGAGUGGGUGUGCAGAGGAGCUUUAAAAACACACUCUCAUGAUUCAUAUCUCUCUCUCUCUCUCUCUCUCUCUCUCUCUCUCUCUCUCUGUCCUCAGGUUCGAGAGCGAGACUUGCCGAUGGUUAUGCACACGCUGUCCUCAGAGUUCACUUUGCUGCGGGUCGUCAACGGAGAGACGGUUGCCGUUCACGAUCUGGGAGUCACCAACGGUUUUGUGAAGCCGAAACUCGGUAAAGAAAAAAAGACGUUUAUAUUUUAUUCUUAACGCGUAUAAAUGAAGUAUUGGACAAAUAUCAGCUUUUCAGCGAUCGAUGACGGUAAUAGGAGGGCAGGGGGUCGGGACCUUUUGAGGGACUCAGAAUCAAGGGUUUAGAUUUAGUGCCAGGGUCACUGAUGUACCCCAUAAAAGACUCAGAGGGAGGACUUUCCAAUAGUGAUGGAAGAUCAGUUCUUUUGACUGAAUCUUUAGAAUCUGUUCAUCAAAACGAUUCGUUCAAAAGAUUCGUUCACUGAAUCAGUCAGUGUUUCAGAGCCUCGUCCUGUCGGCGCAGAACACUAGUGAGUGACACAGCGGCGAGUUUGUUCAUUAGCCCCUCCCCUCCUCGCUGCUGAUGUCACAGGGUCGUUCACUGGGUGACUCAUGUCGUUCAUUCGCCAUGUCCUGAAGGAAGAAUCACUCCCCUGCCCUGAAAAACUCACCUCUCUGUCGGCGGAAACAACUCAGCAGCGAGCAGCACGCCGCUAAACGGCAAAAUGUUUAUAUCGAAUCAGGUCUCGUUCACUUAGCAGUUCAGUUCUUUUGAACGAAUCGUUCAUGAACGACACAACACUAGUUUCCAAUGAGGAUUUUACUUAUGUAGAAAAAACAGGUCCUGACUCGACAUAUUAAACCUGAUCAGUGUGAAUUUUCCCUCCUUAUUGUGUACUUCUGGUUUUUGUUAACAGUUUCAUGAGUUGGUCUUCUCAGGAAUCGCUCUUAUUGGCAGUAUAAGUCCAUCUAUGGUUCACACCCUGAAACAGCGUAGACCUGCUGCCGCCCUGAUCUGGAACUGUCUGUUGUAUAAAAGUUAAACUAAGACUCAAACAGAGAGCCGUGAAAACUUCAUCUCUGAAUAACUGACCGGGAUGUUGUCGGCUUGAUUUUCAUUUUUCUACUUCAGGUCCUGAUGGGGAUUCAGACAACAAUGAGCCACAGGAGGCGUUUAGUUCGCUUAAAAAGGAGUCUCUGAAACUAAAAGCACCUCUUAUCUCACCUCCAGAGCAGACAGUCAUAUCUGUUAACGCCUGCUGGACUUCUGAUGAAAAAAACCUACCUCCUUAUAAAACAGUCGAUUCAGGUGUAUUUAGCCGACUGAGUCCUUGUCUCUUUGUGUUUUUGUCGUUUAGUUCCCCGUCCCAUCAUCCACCCUUUAUCGAGUCCCAGCAACAUGUUCUGUGUGACGAGCCUCGACCCCGACACGCUGCCCUCUGUCGCCACCCUGCUCAUGGAUGUCAUGUUUUACUCUGGAGGGUAAGGACCGCCUCUUCCUGGUUUUAUCACUGAAUUUCAGAAGAACGAGCGUGGAGGUGAGGAAGGCGAUUUCUUACAGGACACGUAUUUUUUCUUCUCUGUGAAGUUUGGAGUGGAGAAAGGUCGUCGGGGUUUCUUUGCAGCAUUUCUGCCCUGAAGGAAACUGAACCCUUAAAACCUCGACAGACAGUCAUUACAGUUCCUCUAAAUUUGGUUCAGAUAUUCAAACACGUCCCCUCAGGAGGAGUAAUCAGAACUUUGGUGAUUUCUCAAGUUGAGUUUUGGACCAGAAACCUACCAAAGACUCUCAUCUCUAAACACGACGAAGACAAAGUUCAGAGAGUUUGGAAAGAGACCAAUUCAACCAAAUCCAGAGGUUGAAGUGAGUGUUGAUAAUACCGAGAUAGAAAGAGUGAAUGAGGGUGAAAAUAAACCAUCAUCUCAGUAAGAAACCCUCAAAUAAACUCUGUUAGGUCAAAGCUGGCAAGGAGUAUUGGUAUCUGGGUAGGAUAAGACACAAAUUAAACCAUAAAACUUUAUAUUUAUUAUACAAUACGGGUAUAUUAUAUAGAAGUCUGGGGAAAUGCAUACAAAAAAACUAAUUUACAGCCUAUUUAUAUGAUGCAAAAGAGAGCAAUAAGGAUUGUUAACAAGGCAGGAUUCUUCCAUCACACUAAUGAACUGUUUCUGAAAUUAGGAGCAUGAAAAUUUGCCGACAAAGCUAAAAACAAUCUACUUCCCAGUAAUUAGGGCCCAACUAAUGUUGAUUUUUGGGGCCGAUUAUUAGGUGGGGAAAAAAACAGAUUACCGAUAAAUCGGCCAAUUUUUAAUUUUUUUUUAUGAAGUAGUCUUGAGUGAUCUGCAGCAUCUUUAUUUUCCCUUUCCACUGGUCUGAAGUUAAACACGUCUCAGGUCUCAGAGGUGUUACUUUUUACACAGCUUCUUAAUCACCACCUUGUACAGAAAACAUCUGUUCAAGCUCCAGGUGUCACAAAUCCACCUCCUCAUACUGGCGGUAAAAUAAGCGACAUCCAGGUUCGAGUAUAAAGACCCCAGAGUGCGGGGAGUGGAUCGGGUGGGUUUGAGGUUUUGGUCUCAGUAGUCCGCCGUUUGGGUCACCACCGCACUCUUAUCUGCCCGCCUCGGGGUCCAGGAGGCGUGCUGGUUCUGUAAUAUGACCCAGAUGGGAUUUCUGCAUCAGUAGUUCCCCCACAUUGACUUUUCUUCCCGUUUCGUUCCAGGCCAAAGGAGCCCGGAGCUCCCGGCGAGGACGCCAACCACAUCCGCUUCUUCUCCUUCUCGCUGAUUGAAGGCUACAUCUCUCUGGUCAUGGACGAGCAGACCACUCAAAGGUGGAGUAGAAGUAGAAAAUGACAUCUCCACAUCCCUGCGGUGUGAUGAUUAUCCACUCGGGUUCUUUGAGGUGUUUAGUUUGAGUCGACUCCUGUACGAUGUUUGCACAGGGGGAACAAAUACAUGAUUGCUGUUUGAGGGGGCGAUGGGUUUGUUGCUAAGCGAUAGCCCAGCAGUCGAGUGUGUAUAGGAUGUGCUGAGGCCGCCGAGGGUUUCUAUCUGACUCAUUUAUUCUCCUGUGUGUCCCCCUGAUUCUCACUCUGCUCUCUAAUUAAGCAGAAAGGAUGUAAAAACCCGAGCAGCUGUACCUCCCGUGUGGUUUCUCUUUUUUUGUCGCUCCGGCUCUCGGCGAUCUCUCGCUCUUUUAUGGGUCAGCUGUGUCUCUGAGCCGCGCGGAGGUGAAACCAUCAUUGGACUAAACUUCCAUUAGUGUUUCACAAGUUCAUAUUUUGAUGCUGCAUAUACGUAGGUCAUCCUGCUUUAUAUAAGACUUAAAGGAAUAGUUCACCCGUUUUACAAUAACUCUGUCUAAUGCAGCAGGUCGUGACAGAGCUCACCUGCUGAUUUCAGAGUUUAAAGGGACAUUUUAGUGAGAAGUUAAAUAAACUUUGCAAUUUAAAUAUAAAACUUUAAAAUCAGGCCUUUUAUACGGUGGCCAAGAACAGCCACUGCUGCAAAAAAAAAAAAGAAACAUGUGAUAAAAAAAACAGAAUAGGGAUAUAACGAUAUGAAAAUUUCAUAUCACGAUUAUUGUGACCAAAAUUAUCACAGUGUUUUUGAAAUAUGUUCAAAAAGUUAAAAAAGUACUUCUACACGCCCUGAAAUCAUUUAACAAAGUUUAAUUUUGAAAAAACAAUCAAAAUAAAAGCAGAAUGAACUUUUCCUCAACCGUAAAUAACAGAGGAACGAUAAGCUUAAAAAAACAUUGUUUAUCAUUUUACCGAUAAUUGUUACGUCUCUACAACGGAAGGUAACGACGCAAAAAAAAGUGGCGAUGUGAAAAAAAAGUUACUUAUUGUGAAAAUAAAAGGAUGCAAAUAAAAGAAGACACAACGGAAGUGAGCUGCCGGGGACUAAUAAUGAUGAUGCACCGGUGUUUUACGAUCUAGGCGCAGAAGACGACGGCGAGAAGACGAGCGAAGAAGUAAGUGGAAAGGUUAUUGUUUCAUUUCGCUUCGUAGACUUUAAAUGUGUCAUGUGGUUUGACCGUGUAACGCCUGAGUCCAUAUGAAGUUGAACUGAGGAUGUUGGUGUAGUCUGUGCUUUGGAAACCCACUUUGCCCCGAAAGACCAACCACGAGAGGAAAAUCAAGUUCGGUAGCUUUAUGGCUCUACUCAUAGAAAUAAAAUCACAGACCUCUCGCUUUUUUCAUUACUGGUCCCCGGCAGCUUUUUUGCGUCGUUAACUUCCGUCGUGGCUUUUUUAAAAAAUCUGCGCCGUUUCUCUUUUUUAUUUGUAGCGGACUUCGGUUUCUUUUUUUUCAUCGGUAACUUCCGUUGUGGCUUCUUUUUAUUUGCAGCAGUGGCGGUUCUCGACCACCGUACUUUCAUAAUAGAUGGCCAGUCAUUUUAGUGGUCUAUGAUGGUUUGUUUCAGGAGCUCCCAAUGAUAGAAAAAUCUCUGCUCAGUGAAAGGAGGCAGACAGCAGAGUUUAGGAUAUAUAAUUAAAGUUAAUUUAAUCCUCAUCGAAGGGAAACACAGAUCUACUUCUUAAAUCACUCCUGAUUUGUCUCCUUCUUCCUUGUGCAGGUUUCCAAACAACGUCCUCUUCACCAGCGCGUCUGGGGAGCUUUGGAAAAUGGUUCGCAUCGGGGGACAACCUUUAGGAUUUGGUGGGUUUGGUUUGUCCACAGGCUCUUUCAGCAUGACCACGACUAAAACACCAGGAUUAAACUUCAAUGUAGAGAUUUAAAAUUCAGUUUGAUUUGUUUGUUUGAUCCCAAAAAUAAGUCGAGUUUAAGUUUUUAAAUUCACACGUAGUGAAGCUCCGUUAGUUUUAAUGAGGUGCAUAGAUUAAUGAAUAAUCUGUUUUUUUAUAGUUUGUUUUUUGAGAUUGAAGAGGUGUAUUUGUGGCAAAACUGCCUCUUCAUUCAAUCUUCAGACAUCUGUAAUAGAAAAUGGUCGAUAGUUUUAACUGACCGUGUUGAAUAACUGGAUUUAUUUUGCUUUCAUUAUAUCAGACAGUUUAACAUCAGAGUCUGUCUCUUCUUUGCAGACGAGUGCGGCAUCGUGGCUCAGAUAUCAGAACCCCUCGCAACGGCUGACAUUCCAGCUUACUACAUUAGUACCUUCAAGUUUGACCACGCACUGGUGAGGAUUUAUCGUCAUUUCAACGCUCUUUACAUGAUGUGGAGACGAAUUCAUGAAUCAGUCAGUCCAGAAAUCAGUCCGAAAACAUUUAUGAUGACUAUUUGAUAGUUCAGUGUUUGAAAUAUGAGAAUUUGCACCGUUAGUGUUUUACUGCAUGACUGGGACCCUGUUUUUAUAAGUUCAUCGUUCUAAAUAUUAACAUAUCACUGAGGGUCUCUUCAACAUGCAACACCUUUUCAGUUUGUUAGAUGGCAUAAAAAAAAAACUCAAACACCCUCCUGAUAUCUCAUGAGAGCACACAGUGUUGACCUUUCCCUGACAUGAAUGUUGUCAUCAGCCCAGUUAGUUUAUCUGAUGGCUAAGGUCAGGGUUACUCAGAUGUGAUAAAAAGUUUGUUUACACUAAAAACACAAUAAUGCACUUAAAAGUCCCAGACCCCUAGUUGGGGUCCUGGAAAAGAGGUCCUGUAUUCGCAGCUUCUGGGUCUGCAGACCCACGCGACUCAUAUGUUGUUAAGGGUGGCCAAAAAAAUUCAAUAGCAUAGAAUGAUAAAAAUGUCAUAGUAAAGUAUGUAAAAAAAAUCAUUGUUUAGUUUAGAAAAUGUCAUAAAAUAGUUUGAUAAAAAUGUCGUAGGAUAGUAAAAAAUUAUUAAAUAAAAAAUUAUAUUAUAAAAAAAUAAAGAAUUAUUGUAUAGUAUAAUAAAAAUUUCACCGUAUAGUAUGAUAACAAAAUGUCAAAAGAAUAUUAGGUCAAAAAAUGAGAUCUUGUGAAAAAAAAGUCAUAGAAUAUAUUUAUUUUUCAUAGUAUAAAAUGAUAAAAGUGUCAAAUUAUAGUACAAAAGAAAUUGUCGUUGUAUAGUAUGUUAAAUAACCAUUAAAUAGUAUGAUAAAAAUAUCAUCUUAUAGUAUGUUAAAAAAAUCAUUGUUCAGUAUAAAAAAACAUGUCAGUAAAGUAUGUUAAAAAAAUUAUUGUAUAGUAUGAUAAAAAUUGUCAUAGUCUAGUAUGAUAAAAAAAGUCACAAUAUAGUAAGUUGAAAAAUCAAUGUAAAGUAUGAUAAAAAUUUAUCGUUAGUAUGAUAAAAAUGUCUUUGUUAGUCAGAUUAAAUGUCAUAGUUUUGUAUUUUUUAGCACAAUAUCAAAUAGUCUGUUUGAAUUUCUGAACAUCGCUCAGCGGCUCACAGAGGUUUUUUUUUUUUUGUGCUGCAGGUUCCGGAAGAAAACAUCCAAAGUGUGAUCGGAGCUCUGCGGACCAAGAGCACAGCACAAUGAAGGAAAGCCGGAGGAAAACGACCGUUUUCAAAGUCAUUUCGUUCAAACGUUUAUCAUGUCCAAAAAGUGCCAAGAGCUUCUGAGCGGACUCCCGAGGACCGGCUCUGAAGGAAGGGAUCUAACCACGAAGCGUGGGUGGCGUACGGCGGGGAGAGUGUGUGACGGUGUGUUAGGGAUGCCUUUGUUACUCGGUCAUUUUCUUUCCCUCCACCCCUCCUCUCUUCCUCGGCACUCGAGCCCCUCCACCGCCCGCUCUGGUAGUUGUCGCUUUAGUUUACCAGACUUAAUCCGCUUCUUUUCCUCUCUGAAGCUUCCCACUCCCUGACCCUCGUGAGCGAGCACCAUGCUGUAUUAGUUACAUAAUUCCUCUUACAGAAGGAUGACGAAUGUACUCUCUAAAGCAAAAGAAAUAGUAUAUAUAUAUAUAUAAAUAUAUCUCGAUAUAUCAAGCGCUCCGUUUUUCCUUUCGUCGGUUUCGUUGGGUUUGUCACAGGCCGUUUUUCUGUGCCAAGAUGUUUGAAUGCAGAAACUGAUGCCUUUGUCUCGAACCUUUUCAUAUGUGCAAUUGAAGGAGACGAUUCAUGAGACAGCCGGCGAUGAUGGAGCGAGCGCCUGGUGGAAAAAAAAAACCACGUGUUUCGUUUUGUUUUUUUGUUUUUUUUCUCUCUUUUAGCUUUUAGUAGCAGCUGUUUAACGUGUUUUAAUGACAGAGAUGAUCCAGCUGUCGGGGUUUCUCAGACUUAGAGGUUAAAUUCGGAAGUUUGACCCGUAAAACCAUGAAGUGGAUCGGAAAGAGUCUCUUUAGUCGUAAGAGAGUGAAACGCGGUCACACUGUGAGCAACACGAUCCAUUCGCCGAUCAAAGUUCACACAUUUACAGAGGUGAUCGUCUGAUUGGCCCAUUUUAAGCGCAAGAAAGAAAUUCGUCUCAAUCAAUCAGUUUUUUUUUUGAGAUAUCAGAAGAAUCGUGAUGAUCGGUCUGAUAUCGGUCUGAUGUGACUCUCGGGGUUCGGGAAGAUGAGAUGGACGAUUUUUGCGAUUCUAACGACAGAUAUUUAGCUAACAAACUGAAAGUGUUUUUAUGAACCACUCCAGGAACGCAUUUCCGCCUUAUUGUUACGUUUUCAAAGAUAUUUAUGUUUUAAUUUAACACUGAAUAAUAACUUAAAGCUCUUUUUUAGUUGAGCGCCCCCCUGUGGACAAAGCAGACUCUGCCAAACAAAAAUGCACCCUCUGCUGGUUUAAUGUGGAUAUUUCAGGAGUAAAUUGUAAAAUCAGGACUGUUUCUGACGCCGUGUGGCUGACUCCUCCCCCUCGCACUGAUUUACGGCGAUAAAAACUAAAAAAUUUGAACUUUUCGCGAAUCAUCUUGUUUGACACUGUAAAAAGGCGUCAAUAUGAAUUUCAGCCCAAUUUAUAAACGUAAAAAAAAAAUCCUCAUAUGAGCUUUAAAGUCUUAUAUUUACAGCCGCUCAUUUUAGGGUCAGCUGAGAAAAGUGUUGGAUGAGUUUGGCUCGCUUAUAGGAAUAAUAAAAGUCUUUAAUUAUUAUUAUUUGCUUUCCUCGACCAAAGGACUGAGACCACUUUCAUCUCAGUGGGCACAAACAGAGUUAAAGCCCAGAGGCGAUUAGCGUAGCGUGGGAACACUAGCCUGACUUUGCUAAACUUUGUUAACCCCAAAACAACAACAGAAAGGAUUUCCUGUUUUCAUAGUUUUUAAGGUAAAGUUCCUGUUUUUAUUUUUAUUUUUGGACAAUCACCUGCAGGGGGCGCCUUCCCCGUGUGAUAAAGUGUUUUUUUAUUAUUAUUAUUGUUGACUCGUCACUCCACAUGAAUUAACAUCGUCAAACUUGAAUAAACACUCCAGCUCUGACUCCGUGACCGUGUUGCUCACAGUGAGACCCUGCAGUUCAGACCUGAUGCUGAAUUAAAACAUUAAUCGUUAUUAUUAUUUUGAUUAUCAUCUCCAGCAGUAAAAAUAUUACUGAGCCACUUUGACAAUGUACCAGAAUAAGGACUGAGUGCAAACAUAAGCUAAGGUUCACACAGGGCAGGAACCUCCCCCCUCCUCACCCUGGUGUCCAUUACGGUCUUGAAGAUGCCCCUCCCCCUGCCCCAGUCUGCACUUUAACGCAGGUCCCCCCCCCCAAAGACCUGCUGUACUGAUGUGAAACAGGGAGGGUAUUUACUUUACAAAGAUCCUGUCCAGACGGGGAGAUUUCCGUUGGUCUUAAACAUUUGGUUGUUCUAUUUCUUCUUCUUUUCUUCCCCGACAACAACACCUCCACCUGACGACAACAACGACCUUCCUCCUGAUCAGCUGUGAUGAGUAGAAACCCCGUGUUUAUCAGUGUUAAAACAUGAGGAAGGUGACUUUUCUUCUCACUCCAUUUCAAAGAAAACAUUGAAAGCUUUUCAUUUGGAGCUUCUUGUGUGAAAAAAAAAAAGAAAUAAACAAGCUUUUUUGAGUUGGUGUGCCUGAAUGUGUCAAUUUUACAUCGUUACUUUAAACCAGGACCGUUUGGAGACGCACCAGUCCGACACUGGUAUCCACAAAUAUCAGACCUCGGUUCUUACGGGAGUAAACCUGAAGAUAGACCACUAAAUCGGAAAUUUAAUGACUUUUAAAAAACAAUUUCGACGAUAUUAAACUCCCAAGGCAGAUUAUCACCUGUUACGUUUAUGCAGGAACUUAACCGGACCUUUUUUGGACACUCUAAGACUUUUUUAUUAUAUUUCAUUGUUUAACUUUCUGUAUGUUUCAGGGAAAAUAAUUUACACUUGAGUGGAAUUUUGCGAUAUUUUUUGGUAGGAUGGUAGGGGAAAGUCCCGCCUCCUUCGCCUCUGAUUGGCUGGAAAAGCUGGAAACGUCAUCACACGCCCAAACCAAACGCGGGCUGUCGGCUCUGAACAACGUUACAGAACAUUAUUCCACUUCUGAAUCUCCUAACCCGACAGACGAUGACGUUUAACAGCCAUUAGGAAUAACCAAUCAGAGCCCAGCAUUUCUAGCCAAUCAGAGGCGAAGGAGGGUGUUAAAAACAUUCACCUGUCUGUUAGCUAAAACAGGUGACAUUUGCAUCCAACCAUUUCUUGUUAAACAUUUAUCAAAAGUGUUAAAAUGUAAAAAAAAUAAAAUAAAAAAAACAGGCUUCCUGUUAUGGUGCGUUUGUGUUUCCUUGGAAGUCAAAAGUCGGAGCUGAAAAUGACGUCACACCUGAGUUCCAGUUACCAAGUCGGAAAAAAGCUAAAUCAAAGGCCUGAAACAAGAUUGCUAUAUCUAGCGCUUGCCUUGUCUGAAUAUAAGGCAAGCGCUGAAAUAACUUUCAUAGACGUAGCCAUCUUGAUUCUGCCUUCGAUUUUGCUUUUUUCCGACUUUGUAACUGAAACGCUGGGAACUCUGGUGUGACGGCAUUUUUCAGCUCGGACUUCGGACUUCCGAGGAAACUCGAACGCAGCAUUAGAUUCUUAUAAUAUCGGCUUUAUGUCGACAAAUAUCAAAAUCGGGAUAUAUUUUAAGUUUAACUAUUCCUUGUUAAACAUUUAUCAAAAAUUGUUCAAAUGUAAAAAAAAAAAAAAAAAAAAAAAAAACAACCUUCUUUAGUUUCCACAGAACUUUGAUUUUUCCGACAUGGCGCUAUUUCGUUCCUCCAUGAGCCGUUUUAGAGUCCAAAUUUACGGUGACCCUGAGGUGCAAAACAUGCCAACGGUUAAUGUCAGGGGUUUUCUGUUUUUUCGUUGUGUUUUGCACCUCAGGGCCACCGUACAAAUUGAAGAAAUGUGUCUAUAGAUUUAUCUGCUUUUCUGUUUGUCUUUCAGUUCACUGCUUCUCUCUAUGGAGCCAUCAUAGACAUUAUAUACGUAGAUGCCUCAUUACGAGCUGGAGCGUAAUCCAGUGUCGCCACCCUAUUGGACGGUUCUCCUCACUCUAGGCUUUCACAAGAGCCAAACAGAGUCUGUGGAGAAUGAGCAACUAUCCUCGUAUUUGUGCGCUCUAAAAAAAAAUCAGAUGCAGUAUUGAAAUUUGUAAUUUUGGUUAUUUGUAGACAUGGAAACAAAAACUUUAACACUUUUAAAGUUUUGGUAAAAAAAAAAUAAAAAUAGUCGUCUUUUCCUGACAUUUCUGUGAUUUUUGGACGUGAAUCUGAACAAGUUGCUGGAUGCUGAUGAUGAUGAUGAUAGCUGUCUUCAUUUUUUUUAUCCUCUCCCAGUUAUCUGUAUCUGUUCCAUUAUUUCAGUUUGUUUUACUUUAUUACAUGACAGCAGUUUAUGAGUUUCCUACCCUGAUCUUGGCAGGAAUACAGUCUGUUAAAUCACAAAACUGAUCUGUUGAUGAGCAGAUGUGUGUAAAAAUCCAUGUUUAGGACACGCUCUUGACUUUAGCUCCGCUGAUUCUCUCCAGUCUGCAGCAAAUGGAGGCCGGCGAGCAGGACUGCAGGUGUAUCAGCUGUCUGUAUUAUUUGACCUGAGUAAACAAAGCAAAGAACAGACAGGAGCGUCCACACGCCUCUUUUUCUCUGCUUCAGCUCACCUCAGCACACAGGCAUGAGGAGAGGAGGAGGAGGAGGAGGAGGAGGAGGAGGAGUGAUCCAGCUGCAGAGAUCCAGGUGAAAAGAGCAAUCAUGGUUUGUUAGUGUUUUCACUUAUCAGGGUCGUCUUCCUCUUCACGUAACUCUCCACUCCUCGGCUCUGCACCUCUCUGACUCCUCUGUAAAGAUCUCCUUUUGUAUCCUGGAGUAGAUUUAGGAGAUUUCACUAACUGUCUUUACUGUCACAAAUUCACCGUAAACAUAAAGAAGCUGAACCACGGGUGUGAAAAGUCCAAGUUUCUCCUCCUUUUACUGCUUUUAUGAAUAUUUUCUGUCUCGUUAAUUAAGUUUACACUCAAUACAAUUAAAGUUCAAAACUCUAGAGGAGCUACAAACCAAAGAGCACUUCUUCUUCUUCUUCAUCCUCAUCAUCUCCAGUUGAAAAGCAGCACCAUCUCCCUGUUUGAUUGGUUUACAGUCUGUGGAGCUGAGAGGUCACUGGUGGGAAACCUCCACCUACGAACACGAUGAGUCAAAACUGAACUAGCGGUGAGUCAGCGCAACAUCCAGAUGAAGGUAGAGGAACAACAAUAUCAGUAUAUCACAUUUACACUGAACACUCUCAGGGCGUUUCAGGACUUCUUCAGGUUUGAGUCCAAACGUGUCGGAGUUUGACCCCCUGGUGCCCCUGGUGUCUGUGGAAGUGUCCUCUUCGAUGCUCCUCUGGUAAAUAAAACAUCACAAAGUGCCCUCUCUGUUGAAAUUACAGCAGAAAUCACUUCAGUAGCUGCUCAUCUAAAAUAUUCAUAUUGACAUUGUGCCCUUCGGAUUCUUGUCCAGUUGAUAAAGUAUAAAAAGUGCCCUCUAGAUGUAAAACCUGCCCUCUGGAUGAAUCUCUGAACAUGUGUCCUCUAGAUUCAUACGACAGUUUGUCUUCAGAUGUUAACCCCUCUGUCCAAUCUUCACUUUAACUCCAACAUAAUAAAACAGGAGCGGGCUCUGAGAUCAGUUUUCAGUCCCGGCGUUUCCUCCCCACACCCCGCCGAGCAGCAGGAUCACAGGUCGGCUGUUUUCUGCUCACUCAGUAGUUUUGUCAUAAAUACAUUUCCACUCUCUCUGAGGACCCUCCGCCUGUCACCGUGAUGAAUGGGCACAAAACAGACAAGUCAGCAAGGAGAGGGAAACGCAACGAUAUGAGAGUGAUUUCAGCGAGUUCAGCUCCGCUCGCUGUGCUGUGAGAACAAAACUGUCCGUCAGAGUGACGACAACCAAGGUUACAGUCCAGACCGGCGUUCAGGUUCAGGUUCAGGUUCAGAGGAGGUCCAGGUCUGCGUCCUCCUGACUAGUUCAUAGUUACUGUAGUAAACUAGAGGGAAAUACUGUGUUUGCUAAUUCUCAGAGACGACUGCUCCACAUAAUCAGACUAAAACCACAUUAUUAGAAACUCUUUCUCUCGCUUGACUUUAAAGGGACAUUCUGGUGUAAAAUUAAUUUAGGGUCAAACCCACCGUAACACUGAGUUAGACCCCCCCCCUCCAGAGAUGAAUGUUGCCGACCGUUUGCUUCUCUAGUUAUACCAACUUUAGUAACGACCACAGGAUAGAAAUACAGAGAGCCACGCCCCCAACCAAAACGCCACUCUAUAGCCACAAAUAAUGCUCAGAACAGCACCUAACUUCAUCAACAGGACAUAUAGGGUCCCAGACAUAGUACUAUAUUCAGAGUUGUUCUAACUCCUAAGAAAACAUAAACUUAAGCGGGGGCGUUUCUCCAAUUCUGUAGUCUAUAAGCUGGGCCAAUAAUCUUCUGCUGUAGUAAAAUGAAAAGGUAAAGGUGUUUUUAUUGAGCCGAAUUAUCAAUGAAAUAAUGAUUUUGUUAACAGGUAUGGAUAUAUGUGCUGUCGAGUUAAUAUAUUUGAACAAGAGCACAGUAAAUUUAAAUCAGCUAAUUUUCCAAUGAGGUUCUGUUACUGAACGAAACUACACCAUGUUCUACUGAGGUUAGUACAUAUAGGGUCACAGACAUAGUACUAGACACCAAACAUCUUUUUCACUUUGACUCAUUUCUUUAGCAAAGAGACUAAACACAACUCACCUACUCUCUUCCAGCAGACGCUUGUUUGUAGAGAGACCUCAGGCCAGUCCAUUACAGACUACAGCGGGGUGCCGCAGCUCAAGGAAGAACAUUUAUGAUCAUUUCUUCGUGGAAAUACAAUCAGACCGAGACGCUAAGACAGAAGAACUACCGCGUCUGUAAAAUGAUCAAUAUGAUGAUUAUUACUUCAAGGAAAUGAUAAAGAAAUGAUCAUAAAUGUUCUUCCUUGAGCUGCGGCACCCUGCUGUAGUCCCUAUUUAAUCAACAGCCACAUAAUAAAGAAGUCGUAGUAAAAAUACUUUAAUUGCAUUUGGGAAAACAACAUUUACGACAUACAUCACUGUACAUUGGUGGCGUUAACAUCUUGUGAAAAACCGUCUUUUUUUUUUUUCUUUUAAAGUUUCGAUCAACAUCCCUCCCAGCUGGCAGCAGUCGGUCUUUGAAACUUCCUGGAGCUGUCUCAGACCUUUUACCCUAAAGAAGAAGAAAGAGGACCACAGAGGAGUGAAGUGAAAAAUGAGUGCAGGUUGUUAAAUUGGUUCCUCAGAACUUGUUUCCUCUGGAGCGGUGUGUCUUCACCUCAAUCUGCAGCGACAGUUUAUGAAAUAACCGACUCCUCCGACAUUUUACCGACAUUUCAUUAACCAGUUAACUUGUGGGAUAAAACAGAGCAUUAGAACAUAACUGACAGCCUGCAGACUCAGGAUGAUAUCCCUAAAUGUUCUUUUAUUUACAUCAGGACCGUCUGUCGAUCGUUGUUCUGCUUUGUUUCGUUGUUCGUGGAUCACAGACAAAGACGGUGGAGCAGAAAUACUCAAACUCUUCUUUGGUGUCUUGGCGCGCAGGAUGAAGUGAGCCGGGUCUGUUUGCAGCAGGAUCGCUGUCUCCGCUGUUUGACGUCAGGGACACGAGGGUCCGUCCCCCGCCGUGAGCAGCUGGCUUCAAGGCUCCAGCGCGGCCCCUGAUCUGCUCUCCGAGGGUCCGGGGGGGUCAGCCAAACAUCCAGCCUUUCAUCCAGAGCAGAGGGGACGCAGGAGCUCAGAUGAGGGACUUCACCAGUGCCACCAUGUGGUCAACACCACACGCUACAUCCAGGACCUGUCCCGGCACCGUCACCUGGUGGAGAGAGGAUCACGAAGAAGACGGUUAAAAUGAAAUGAGAGUGAGUGAUUUUCAGUGUUGGGUUUAACUCCAGAGUUAAAUGAGAAAACUGAACUUUCUGCUCCAUCGGCCCAAAGAUUCAUUUUCCUCUAAACUCUCAAAGUGGAAAAAAAAAAACCAACGUCUAAGUGUCGCAGAAUCAGCUCUUCCCCUUAAAACCCGUGAGGCAGACUCUGACACUUUCCCAAAUCCUGAGAUUUUUAAAGGGAUGAUUUAAAAUAAGUAUUUUAGACAUUAUUUACCUGAACUGAUGAGAAAGUACUAAAAAAGUCGUUUUUUUCAGGUCCUUCCUUAUUUUUUUAAUAGAAAUGUGGACAGUAGAACUGAGUGAUUAAACAAGUUUCAAUUUCAUUAUGAUUUUAGCUUCACUCGAUCAUGAACAUGUCAGAUCUGUAGAUUUACACUGUGUGAAGAAUUAUUAGGAAAGUUGUAUUUUUGAGAGUUAAUGUUAUUUUUGAACAACUACUGUGAUCUCGAUCAAUCUAAAAUGUUAAUAAACCUCAAACCUGAAUAUUUAAGAGAGUAAAAGUGAGAUUUUGGAUUUCUUUAGGAGAAUAUCUACAUGUGCACAAUUAUUGGGAAACUAUUAGUGAGCAGAAUUAUUAUGCAGCUAAAUUAAAAAUGAGAAUGUUCCUCUCUAACUUUUCUAUUUUCAUUCCUUAAAGUGAGAAUAAUAAUAAUUUUUUUACAUUUAAAAUAAAAUCAUUGACCCAUAUAUCCACCCUUCUUAUCAAUAACAGUCAUGAACCUUCAGUUUGUGGAGUCUGUCAGUUUCUUGAUCAACCUCAGACUCCAGACUCUGAUCAGAGAGGUCGACUGUUUUCCUUCACCGUAAAUCUCCAGUUUAAGAAGGUCCCACAAGUUCUCAGUAGGGUUUAGGUCAGCUGAGGAAGGGGGCCACGCCAUCAUUCGUUCAUUUUUAAGGUGGAGGACUUCGAUGCAUGUGAUGGAGAAAUGUCCUGCAUCAAAAUCAAGUGUCUUCUGAAAACUGGCAGCAGGUUUAGGAGUUGAUUUUAAGUCCAUCUUCAACCCGAAAAGGUCCAACCAGCUCAUCUUUAAUAAUACCAGCCCAUACCAGAACCCUGAAGUGGAGCUCUGUACCCGUUACUGAUCCAGCCACAGGCCCGUCCAUCUGGUCCGUCAAGAGUCCCUCUGAUCUCAUUAGUCCAUAAAACCUUUAAAAAUCUGUCUUCAGCUGUUUCUCGGUCCAGUCUUGAUGUUUUAACUCUUGUGUUUUAUUCAGUGGUGGUCUGAUUUCAGUCUUCUUUACCUCGGUCGUGUCUCUGAAAACUGAACACCUGGUUCUUCUGGAGGAUGACGGGUUCCUGGUAUCUUCACGUUUCAGUCUUCUCAAAUCUUCGACAGUUAAUUUGCGUCUUUUUUUUCUCAACAUGUUUCUUGCAACACUGUCGACUAUUGGGAACAAAAUGUUUGAUAGUUCUGUGAUCAAUAUCCGAGCAAUUUCAAGAGUGCUGCAUCCCUCUGAGAGAGUUUUCAGAGUCUCUUCAAUCUCUUUUUUAUCGUGAGGAAAACAAGCUGCCUAAUAAUUCUGCACACUUUGAUUUAAGGUGUUGAUCUCCUUAGGCCUCACCCUCCCUCAUUACACAAAUUCACAUCACCUGAUAUACUUAUAUCCAAUAAGUAUUUCAGUUUAUCCAGGUUGGAGUUGGAAAAUAUGCAUAAAAAUGAUGAUACGGUCAAAAUAUUUGCCUGAUAAUUGUGCUCACAGUGUAGUGACUAUUAUCACUGUAAUAAAGUCAAAUCUGCUGAAGUAAUUGUUGAUGUAAAUGCCAAAUGAAGAUGAGCUGUUUUUCAGUGUCGGUCUAAAUAACUGCAGCUGUAAUCUAGCGGUCACGGUGAAGAGUUAGUUUUCCUCACAGUGGAUCAGCUGCGUGUUUGCAGGGAUAAUAUUGAGUCAGUGUUGUCUUACUCUCCACGGGAAGUACUGGUCGUCUUUCUUCCCGAUGCCCAAACAACCUCUCACAUUCUUCCCCCAAACGAAGAGCUCGCCUCGAUCUGCAGAGAAACCAUCAAACAGAAACGUCACGCUGUGAGGCCGGACACACGCCGAGGCGCCGCAGAGGCCGGCUGGAGUUCAAAACUUUCACAACAGAGAAAAAAACUAGAAACCAGAAAACUUUACAGAGGACCGACCGGAUUAGAUCAGAACUGCUGAAUGCACCUGUUUUUCAGGUGUGCGUUCAUUUCCAUGAGCUGUAACUACGAGGUUUAACUACGUGAAUGGAAAAGAACAGUGACCCUUAAAUAGUUCUUCUGGAUCAUGUUGGAGUUAAAUGUUCAUUUCUCUGGUUUUUAUGUUUUUUCUGAAAGGAUUCCCUGACUCUGUGUCUCGGCUCUCCUUCUGUCUCGGGUUUAAAAGUUUAAGUCUGACUCAUAAAAACAGGAUUUCACUUCGUCUCGGUCGAUCUCUCUCUCUGUUCACGUCAUCACAUUUACCCAGAGACUCCGGCCCGUCUCUCUGGAAGCUGCUUCAGAGAUAAAAACCAGACAGACAAAAGGACAGACGCUUUUUUGUCCUUCAGAUUAAAUGACCUGACUCGACAGUGAACUCCUUCUCCAGACAGACUUUACGUUUUCGUCUCUUAUCCUGGUUUGAAACAGACGAAGGUCGACUGAUCGUGGAUUUAAAUAAAAGCCGUUUCUCAGGUGAUCUGAUCAGACUGAGAGACGUCACGCCGUCCUCACCUGUCACUGCUGCGAAGUGCUGGAGGCCACACCUGACUGCGGUGAUGGCGGCCGAUGGGGUAAACUCCGAGCGUCCGAACAGCGUGGGGGGGAUCAUCUCCGGGGUCGAGGAUUCGGAGAGACGGGGGCCUUUUCCCAGGAUGCCGUACCCCCAAACGAAGACCUCUCCUUUAUCUGCGAAGAUUCAGAGACACGUGAGCAGACGGUUUAAGUGGAUGAAGUUAAAGGGUUAAUAUAUAAUAAUUCAGAUAUUAUAAUCCAUGUUUAUUAACCACCUUUAAGUCGUAUAAAUCUGCAGGGUCCCUCAGUUUUUAUCAUUUUUUUUCUCACUUUCUUUCAGCGACAACAGAACAAGUGUCCAAAAAAGUCUCAAACCAUCAUCGUAACUUCCUGAAAACUUCGCUUUGUCUGGAUCUGCGGUGAAGUUCAGGCUCAAAAGAUUUAUUCAGAAGUAGAAGACGGAGACUGAGAGUCUGGGAAAGACUUCUUACUCCGCGUCUGACUUGUGUUUGAGGGACGCAGACUCACCGUUGAGAAUGGCGACCUGUGUCCCUCCACACGCGGCCUGAACCACCUUCCCACAGCCUCUCAGAGGAAGAUGAUGAGGAGAGUUGAUCUGAAAUAAGAGAUCAGGAUCUUAAGUCUGCAGGACUGUAAAACACGGAUUUUCAGCCAUGAGGAGAUUUAUACUCAAAACUUUCACUGAUUCAUGGAACAGGAUUGGCAGCAGAAGAUUUCAUGGCGUGAAUUUUAUUAUAAAAUCUGAUUUAUGACAGACGGGUGUUCUCAGAGGUUUACAACAGCAGAGUUCGGUGAGGUUUUGUAAAAUUCAGGCUCAACAUGUUCGCCCCUCGGUCCGUCUGUGUUUAAUGGAGACUUCAGUGAAAAGAGGAGCUUUGGACAGAGUUUUUAAAACACCUGAACGAAUGAAAAUCUGAGCUGAGCCGCCUCACAGAAACCAAAGUAUAGAGUCUUUGGAUCACAUAUGUCAGAGUCAAGGCUUUUUACGGCCCCUGGGAUGAUCUUGAUUUAUUAUUAGAACCGGCCCGCAGACCGCAGCAAGCCGGCAGCCCGCAGAUCUUUUACACGCACCAAUACUACAUUUCCCACAAUGCAACGGUGACGCACCGAGCAGUAGGCUGCUUCAUUUCAAUAUUUAUUAGCACAGCAGUCGUCAGCAUAACAGUAAAAUUAACUUUCAGAUGCCCAUCAAAAAUGGCAAAACGGAAGGUGGACACUGAGAACCGGGGGUUUCAAACAAGGUGGGAGUCGGAGUAUAUGUUCACGGAGGUAGCUGGAAAACCUGUGUGUCUUCUGUGUGGAGAAAGUGUGGUGGUACUGAAAGAGUAUAAUCUGAGACGACAUUAUGAAACGAAACACAUUUUUAUUGUAUUUCAAUCCAAUUAUAUUUUAAAAAUAUUUCAGUUGAGUGGAUGAUCGAAAAUUGCUGUUAUUAUUUUUUUCUUUGAAGUAAAUUUAGCCCACUUUUGCUAAAAUAGAAAAUAUAGGCUACUGAUGGUGCCUUGAAUAAUACCGGUUUCUUUCAUUUAAUGUUCAUGUUAUGGGGAUUUUUAUAUAAAGGAAAUUUGUCUUUUGUGUCUGUUGAAAAUUAAAGAUUACUGACAGAGCCAUAAGAAAAUAUUGCUUUAUUUAUCUGAUUGUAUUGGAAUAUAUUUGUUAGGUUUUCAGUAGGUUCAAUUAGUUUAACUAGACUACAUGCAUCAUUUAAAAAAUUUUCAAUGAACAUUCGAUCAGUCCGGCCCUCGGCUUGUAGCUAAAUUUUUUAUUUGGCCCUUCGUCCAUUUGACUUUGACACCCCUGCUUUGGAUCCUCACCUGUGUGGACUCGGUGACCGAGGACAGCUGCAGGUACUCGGAGUUCCCCCACCCAAACAGCUCUCCGUCUGAAGACACGGCCAGGCUGCAGUCCCCGUAUGUGCUGACCUGCUGCACCUUCACCCCCGCCAGAUCCCCUCCCACCUCCACGGGGCUGGAGCUCACGCUGUGGUGUCCCAGACCUGGACAGCAGUGAAGGAAAACACCGAUCAGACCACAGAGCUGUCGUCUGUCUCUGUUAAACCCCCUGAAUCCUGAAGAGCACUGACCCGUCUGUCCGUCUGCGCCCCAUCCACAUGAGAAGACCUUCCCUGUCUCGGUGAGGAAGAGGCUGUGGUCCUGUCCACACGCCACCUGGACAGACAGACAGAUGGAUGGACGUCAACUACAGUCGGGACACCAGCUAACAUCCACUCAGUCAAUACGUACAGUCUCAGUUUAAUCAGACUAAACUCAUAAUUCUCUUUUUUUCUCUGAAUCAGACUUCUCUCCUCGUCCUCGUUUACAUGCAGCUGAGAAAAUCCAAUUAUUGACGUGAACGUGUCCUCCUCCCCAACACUAGGGGGCGACCUUCAGUUGUCCGGUCUUAAUCGGAAUAAGGCGAUAAUUCGGUUUUCUCGAGUGUCAUGAAAACGGACUGAGUGACGCACAUUUAGAUCUCCACCCAAAUAUUUAAACAAGUUCCCAAAGCAAACGUAAACUAAUUUCAAACAUGAUCAUAAAUCUAAAUUCUUCAGAGUCAAGUUCGACCGAACUUCGAGCGUAAAAGUCAGAUUUUAAGAUUGAGCGUCUCUGAUAUUAGCGUAGAGUUAAAUUAGCUCCUCGUGUAUAAACAGCGAGGUGGAGUGUGAUCCUCGCUGACGGUCUUUUAGAGGAAGAGAGAGAGGAGAGGAUCAUCCGUCAUCAGAGCUGCUCUCACCUGGACCACUCUGCUGUCAAAACCAUCCAUCUUAUGAAUGAUGUGACUGCCGCUGUUCAGACCGGAGAGAGAGAGAGAGAGAGAAUCCAUCACUGCAGCCGCGCUGUCACAACGUCUACUUUCAGUAUUUUUCACUUGAUUUAAGGCUCAAAAAUAUCCAGUCUAAUGAAUCUUUAUGCAGGUAGAGACGACAGACUGUUGGUUUUUAACUGAACGGGGAUAUCUUUGUGUCUCACCUGUAGACUUCAUCUUCGACGAUCCUCCUCCCACACUGUCCGUACGCGUUAUUCCCCAUACUGAAAACUGUCAGAGAGAGAAAACACAGAAAACAAGAGGAGGUAAAAAUCACAGAUUGAUUUAUUUGUUUCCCCGCUGACUUCACUUUUGUUUUAGGGGCAAAAGUCUGAGACUGAAUCGACGAGUUUGCACCAUAAACGAGCUGAGCGUGACCGCCGAGCUUCGUGUUUUUCUGCAGAGAUUCAGCGACUGAAGAAAAACGACUUUGCUUUUAUCCCUCAAAGGUUUAGGAACUUAUCUGGUAAAUAAAUGUAACCGCAGUGUCGCAGCAAAGGAUGUUCAGGUAGAGAAGGAUGAGUCUGCUGUCGAUUCCCCAAACAGCGGUUUCUGUGAACUUUCAUCCAGACAGGAGGAAACGGCGACUCUCUUACCUCCUUCAGAGUCUGUAAGGACCAGAGAGUGAGCGCGGCCGCAUGACACCUGAACCACCCGGGUCUCCUGAGGUUCAGCGAGAGGCAGAGCUACAGGUGAGGGCUCCAGGACGUAGUCGUAGCUCUGAUCUGCAGACGUUAAAGAGUCAGAAAAACAGGGUGAGGAGAAGAUGCUGCACUGAUCUAAUAUUUAAGAUACUGAAGGUUAAAGAGCGUCUGAACGAAAGCUCAAUUUUAUCUUCUGACACCUUCAGCAUUUUAAAACCCUCUUGAAUCCUCCUUUUAUUUUGAAAAGCUGAGUGUCACCUCGUUUUUUUUCUACAGUGAAGGAAAACUGUCAACGCUCUCAACAGGAAACGAGGUCUGACUCACGGCGGCUGUGUUGCGUGCGUUGGAAGCCCAGCUGAGAGUCCUUAUUCAGGCCCAUGCCCCACAGCUUGAUCACAUCUUUAGUCCGGGAGGCGAUGAGGGUGAAGCCGUAACCACAAGCAGCAGACGAGAUCUACAGAGGAGGAGCAGAUGAGUUCAGCCGCAUCACUUCUCCACACUUAAAUAAGCCGUUAAUAUAAGACGACAAUCAUCACGAGUCCUUAUUAUUCUGUCCUUCUGUGGUUCAUGACCAUGAAAAUAUCACAUCAUUUAAAUACAUCACAUAACAGAUCAAGCUCAGGAUCAUUCACUCAGGUGAAUUUAAUCCGCAGUGAUGCUGGUUUUCACCUGCUCUGUCGUCUCCAGACGGUAAGGCGUGAGCUGGUAUUUGCGGGGUUUCUUCCUGCCGCUGUCGGGAGCCACAAAGCUGGGGAUCCCCAGAGCGCCGGUGAAGCUGAAGCCCCAAACAAAGACUUUGUGGUUUGGUUUUCUGUGCUGGCCGACAUACUGAAAGACCGGAUCGCUGCUGGUCUUCUCCUGGGGUCUGGACGCUUUACUGAGAGUGGAAUAACCGCAGACCUGGAGUCCUGAAGUCAUUUGUCUGGGACAUAACCGCAAACAUGAGAGAGCCAUCCUGGGAAAAGAGACAAAACUGUUUUUAACAACUGGUAUUAAUUUAUCUCUGAAUAUCUUAGAAUAUAGUCAUAGAUCUGAUCUGUAGACACUAAAGAGUCAGAAAAACAGGGUGAGGAGACGCUGCACUGAUCCAAUAUUAGUGAUACCAGGUUAAAUUCUGCCUUAAAACUUCCUGGUUCACAUAAACAAAUAGACAAAACUGUGGUCUACUGAUGUGAACUCCACUUAUCAAUUAAAACUACAUAAUAAAUAAGUUAUUAAAUAUGCCGGUUGUGGUUUUAAGUUACACAUGGGGUGAUAUGAAGCGAAAACUAAAGUACGCCAAAUUCCAUUCACUUAAUCUUUGUAUUUUGCAGCCUACCUCUUCCAGACGAGACACUUUUUGAUAUUUUGAGUCUGUAGAAUUUGGAUGAAUUGUGAAGAUGUUUUCUUAAAUUCGGCAUGUAUUAGGUCGGCUAAUUAAGUCUACUAAUAAUUAAAUGUCACCAUUCAACCAUCCGGUGCAGCCCCGUUAGUUACCGUUACCGUUAAUUAGCGUUAGCACUCAGUGGCCAAUACAACUCAACAGAUUUAUGAUGUGGAGAUCAAAGUUAAACUUAAAUGGAUGAUGACUGGAAAAAUAUAUUAAUGCCGAAUUUGAAAGUCGAUUCUGAAGAUUAGAAAUCAGUCACUCGUGGAUUCAAACAUCAAGUUUAGGACCAGAAAUAUCAACGAGAACGAUAAACUGUCAGAUUCUUAAACGGAUUUCUUCUUCGUUUUUUUUAACACAUGUAUACGCAGCUUUAGAGCUCGUAUUUCUCUUACCUUUUAGCUCCUUGUUAAAACCGAGACUUUCCAACACCCCGAAGAACUAACUCAUGUUUUAAAUUAACUCAUAAUAAUUAUAGGAACUGAAAUUUGUUUCAAUGUCACAAACGCACGUUUGUUUACCCUCCUCACCCAGGAAGAGGAUGGUGCUUCUUCUUCUACGAUUCUACCAACGCUCAUUUUAAAGGACAGAUAGGAGCAGUGCGCCCCCGGCUGUGUGGAAAGUGUCAUACCUAUAAACAAUAACGAACAGUAUUACGCAAAUUACUCAAAUGAAAUAUUACUUUCGACUUUGAAUUUGUGCAAAAUCACCUUGAUAUAAAAACUGUUAUGUUAUUGUUAAUUUAAUUUGUUCGAUAACAAGUAUUUUAAUACAAUUUAUAGAAGGAAACAAACAUCUUACCACAUAUAAAACUCAUAAAUUACAACGGUAAUGGAUUUUCAAAUGUCCAAUAGAUAAAAUCAAAAUAAAGGAAAAUACUAAAAGAAAGUGUGUGUUUAAA